Molecule: messenger RNA, 1433 nt
Organism: Colius striatus (speckled mousebird)
Lineage: Eukaryota; Metazoa; Chordata; Aves; Coliiformes; Coliidae
Gene: UBFD1
Product: ubiquitin family domain containing 1
Exons: 7
Coding region: 70-942 (290 amino acids)
Molecular function (GO): cadherin binding; RNA binding
Source: RefSeq, a predicted model, not a curated record
CCGGCGCGGCCCAGUAGGGCUCGGCGGGCGUUUCCCGGUGUGCCCCGCGGCGGAUUGUACACAAUCAUCAUGGCCGCCGCCGCCUCCGCCGCAGCCGAUGGUGCCGAGGAGCCGGGAAUGGAAGCGGAGGCGCAGGAGCUGCCGCUGGGCUGCGGCGAAGAGGGCGGCUCGCCUGCGGCAGGGAGGUCUCCGGAGGGCGAGGGGUGCCGAGAUCCCCCGCAGGCGUCUGUCAGCAACGGCGGCGACACGGAGAGCGGAAAGGAGCUGGUGGAGCUAAAGGUUAUCUGGAACAAGAACAAGUACGACGUUAAGUUUUGCCUGGACAGCACGGGAGCCGAGCUGAAGCAGAAGAUCCACUCGCUCACAGGCCUUCCCCCUGCUAUGCAGAAAGUUAUGUUCAAGGGACUUCUGCCAGAGGAGAAAACGUUGCGGGAAAUCAAAGUAACAAAUGGAGCGAAAAUAAUGGUUGUUGGCUCUACUAUCAACGAUGUUCUAGCAGUAAACACACCCAAAGAAGCUGCUCAACAGGAGGUCAAAGCUGAGGAAAAUAAAAAGGAGCCACUUUGCAGACAAAAGCAACACAGAAAAGUACUGGACAAAGGAAAACCUGAUGACGUGAUGCCUUCUGUUAAAGGUGUUCAGGAGCGCCUGCCAACAGUGCCAUUAUCUGGCAUGUACAACAAGUCGGGGGGGAAAGUAAGAUUGACCUUUAAACUUGAGCAAGACCAGCUAUGGAUUGGUACAAAAGAGAGAACAGAAAAGUUACCCAUGGGGUCCAUUAAAAAUGUGGUGAGUGAACCUAUCGAAGGACAUGAGGAUUAUCACAUGAUGGCAUUUCAGCUGGGCCCAACAGAAGCGUCUUACUACUGGGUCUAUUGGGUACCAACUCAAUAUGUUGAUGCAAUCAAAGACACGGUGCUGGGAAAGUGGCAGUAUUUUUGAAAGCACGCUCACCUCUGGCACAGGAAAAUGGCACAAAGCUAAGGACACUACUGGGAGAGGCCUCCAACAUCCCUGGAUGUGAUAGUCCUGGAACUUAUUAAUAAAAUAUGAUAAACGAGGCACUGAUGGAGGCCAGAGGUGAUGUUCUUUCACCAUUAGUUUACUUUUUAACUUAAAAAUUUCACCAUCCGUUUUCUGCAGUCAGCUUCAACCAUAUUUAAAGCGAAUACGAUGGAAAUCAAUAAACCUUAAUUCAUAAAAUAUUGUGUGUAAUACACUUAAAUCUGCUCAGAGUCGAUCUUCCAAUUCAGUAUAAAAAAGAAAAAGAAACUAUUACGAUGUAUUAUGGAGGAUUUUUUACGUGGUUUGAACAAAACCAGAUAUUUUCAUAAUCUUUCAGUUACGAGCGUUAGACUUAAUUUAGUUACUUGGUUGUGACUGAGAACUUCAGAAACAGUUUUUUAAAAAUAAACUUUAAACAUUAUGCAAAA